Molecule: messenger RNA, 1621 nt
Organism: Callorhinchus milii (elephant shark)
Lineage: Eukaryota; Metazoa; Chordata; Chondrichthyes; Chimaeriformes; Callorhinchidae
Exons: 8
Coding region: 77-1621 (514 amino acids)
Source: RefSeq, a predicted model, not a curated record
GGGAGGGAGUGAGGAGGGAGGGAGUGAGUGUGGGGAGUGGAGCGAAAGGAACCCGGGGGCAGAGAAAGCGGCCGCCAUGGGCGAGCGUAACCAUCGGGGCAGUUUUCAGACCAACGUCCAGCGGUUUCUGAGCACCCUGGAGAUGAUCAUUACGAAGUACAGUGAACCAAAUGAAGAUGACUUGGUUAUUAAUCUUGAAGAUAUGACCUUUGAUUCCCCGUCAGGUCCUAAACCGUGGUGCCCUACAGAGAUCUUUCGUGGGAGAAAAACAACUGAAAACAGCCUUAUAGAAAAGUUUGCUGAAGUGUGUGAAUCUGAGUCCUCAAGACAGUCAGACCUGACAUGCAGUGUGUUAUCAGGUGAAGCAGAUCAGACGUUGGAUGUUGACAUCUUAAAGGAUGAACAGUGUGGUCGUCAAAGAUCCAAGGUGGAACACCUAGCAAAGACUGAAAGUCAGAAGCCCUUGCUCAUCUUUACUCCCCAGUCUAAGAAUAUCAACUCGCGACAAAUUUCUCUAGAUUGCAGUGAUUUUCAAGAAACCUUUUCUGGAGACUUUGGAUGCUGCUCACCUAAAUUCAAGGAUAAUAACAAAGAAGAUCCAAGUUCAGACCUUUCCAUCUCCUCCAGCCAGUUGUUUGAGAAUUCAACAACAUUUGUAUCUGAUAGCAAAGAACUUGAUUCGCUCAAAUUUGCAAAAAUCCGAAUUGAUCUAAACAGAUCUGAUGCAGGCAAAGGUGUAUCUGCAUCCAUUGAUGCCUCCAUUGAUCAUUCUUUCAUUGAUGUUGAUGUUUCAUCUAGUUUAAGUGAUUCCACACUUGUUGACAUCUAUCCUGGUAUGCUAGUUUCAAUGAGUAACUUGCUUGAGAGAAGUUACAAGACGCAUGCUGCAACAAGGUUAGUUAAGCACUAUCGACGUCUCCAGAUGAAUGUCAGCAAAUCUAGGCGUAAUACCACCCAAGACAGAGUUAACCGGAAGACCAAAAUAGUUCCUCCACAAUUGAAGAAAAGGAUGACUCAAGGGACUCUUCUGGAAUGGAAGGAAAAUACCGAUAGCAAACUUGCAGAUCGAAAAGUAUAUUCUCUGACAAAAUACAAACCACAAGAUAACCUAGAACAACGUUUUUCUGCAGGGGUUACUGGAGAUUUCAGGACAAAGUUGCAAGCAAGUAAUAUUGGAUCUUUGUCAUUUCGAAAUUUGUACAAUGAAGCUGGUUGCUCCCCGACAAUCCAAUUGACUUCUUACCAUUCAUGUAGUCCAUUGUCAAUUAUAAAUGGGUGUUAUAGUAGCAAAACUGAAGUUUCUAAUGCAGCCUCUCCGAAUGGGUCAACUCUGCACAAAUUGAAUACUCCACCUGAACAAAGAUUGCGGAAAAAUAAACGGCUUAUAAAAUUGAGAUCAUCUCCUAACUUGUACAGAUUAAACUCUCGUAAAGCUUUGUCCAAUGUGGCUUUGGCAGAGUUCCCAUGCUCCAUGCCUGUGAACUCGCAGUCCGAUGUAGCUGUGGCACAAUCUCCAUGCUCCACGUUUGAGGUUAACUUGCUUCUAAAUGCAGAAUCUUCUGCACCAGUGAACAAUAGUCCUCUGGCAAAGUUUUCACCUUCGAAAACCGUUGAAAACUGA